GUGAAAAACAGGGAAAUGAAGAAAAAAAAUUGUCAGCUUAAGUUAACUUCACAUUGUUCCAGAGAAAAAUGAAGAAAGAUGGGCGGUCUUAACCCAGAGGUUCCCGGAUAGGACCACUGAAAGGGGGUGGGUCCAGAAUACACUGGAGAGGGCUAGCAGGUGUUCAGCUGAGACUGCCAGCUGGAAACAACAGAUGGGAAUUGCAGAGAGAAGAAAUGGUAAGCAUUUGGGAUAAUGCUGCAAUCGAGAACUGGAACAACUGAAAAUAACCAGGAUAUCUUGUGAAUGAUCGGAAGUCAGUGUGAGAACAAAAUCAAGAUAACUUGUUGGACCAACAAGAGAACCUUUUUAAGAACACUCAAACUUGGCUGGGAAUGAAAAGAGCUCAAGACUCUCAUCAGUGCCCAGAACCAACUUCUUCUAACCCCAGAUCUUCAAAUGGGCUUCAUCAGGUACUUGGAGGAAAAUUACCAAGCUAGGUCAUCUUCUCUGAUUUCCUGCCUUGCUGGCCUUCCAGCCCUGCUGACCACAUCCUCUCUCACCUUGCUUGUAUACUUCCUCACUAGACACUUUACCCAUGACUUCUCAGCCCCCCCAAAGCAGCACUAACUCCCACAAAGGGCUUCUGCCUCACCCUAGGGGCUCCAGUUCUCUCUCCCAUCCCUACCUCUCACUGCUCUUAAACCAUGACUCUCUUCUUAAAGGCAGCCAAUCCUAUUUUUUCCUAGACCCCCAACAUCCCCUUUCCCCACAGGUGACAGUGCUGACCACAAUGCUAUCAGGCCGAUGGUGGCCAAGUACCUGGGGGAGUCUAGGACUUGGGCCCCGAAACUCACCUCAAGGAUCUCAACUCUGUGCCCUCUAUGCCUUUAAGUAUACUGGAGCAGAUGGUCGGCAGGUAUCUCUGGCUGAAGGUGACAGGUUCCUACUGCUUCGAAAGACCAACUCAGACUGGUGGUUGGCAAGACGCCUAGGAGCCCCCACCACCUCCCGACCCAUCUUUGUCCCAGCUGCCUACAUGACAGAAGAACCCAUUCCUUCCCAGAGCCCAACUAUUGUUACUCCUAGCCAAUCCCUCUGGACCACUGGGCCAAAGUUAUUUCGUGGUUCCCUGGAGGAGCUCCACGCAUCUCCAGUUCCCCAAGCUACUACGUCUGAGCAUCCUCCUCCCCUAUCCACCAAAAUCUGUAGAAGUGUCAGUGUUGCCAACUUGAGGCCUAGCCUCCAGCAGCCCCUACAGGAAGGACCAAGUGGAAGAGCCCUCUCCCAGGAAUACUUACUGACAGAGGCCGAUGCCAACCUGGUGGAACCCCAGCCCCACAUGUCAGAGAACCCAGUGUACUGUAAUCUAGUGGACCUUCGUCGCUGUUCAGGGUCUCCACCCCCAGACCCUGCAUGCCCCCCAUUGCAGAGGCUGAACGCCUGGGAGCAGCACUUGGACCUCAACUCUGGACGUUGCUUUUACAUAAAUUCGCUGACUGGCUGCAAGUCCUGGAAGCCCCCGCGCCUGAGUCGCAUCAGAGAAGAGAACCCUGGCUCCAUGGAGGGGGCACACAGCUUGAACAGUGACAACCGUGUCCUGCAGCAACAGGCAGCAAAGGGCUCAGGAUCGACCACAGGCACCACAGAAUGGCCUGGCCCACAGGAUUCAUUCUGCCUCAGCCAACGCAUCUCCCGGCUGGAUCCAUCAGGACCACCUCCAACCUCACAGACCCCUGGAGCUCCAGCAAAGCUUCGGGAUGACCCCCAUGAAGUAGAAAAGUCUGGCCUGCUCAACAUGACCAAGAUUGCCCAAGGGGGGCGCAAGCUCAGGAAGAACUGGGGCCCGUCUUGGGUGGUGCUAGCCGGUAACAGCCUCAUGUUCUACCGGGAGCCACCGCCACCAACUGCGCCCUCCCCUGGCUGGGCACCAGCAGGUAGCCGGCCAGAAAGUAGCGUGGACCUGCGCGGGGCGGCCCUGGCGCACGGCCGCCACCUGUCCAGUCGCCGCAAUGUCCUGCACAUCCGUACGGUCCCUGGCCAUGAGUUCCUGCUUCAGUCGGACCAGGAGAGUGAGCUGCGAGCCUGGCACCGUGCGCUGCGGGCGGUCAUCGAACGGCUGGACCGUGAGAAUCCCCUGGAACUGCGUCUGUCCGGCUCUGGCCCCGCAGAGCUGGCGGAGCUGAGCGCUGGGGAGGAUGAAGAAGAGGAGGCAGAGCCGGUGACCAAGCCACUGCUGCGGCUCGGCGGCCGGAGGAGUUCCAGUCGUUGUCCGGAAGGUACUGAGCAGAACCGCGUGCGGAACAAGCUCAAGCGGCUGAUCGCCAAGAGACCUCCUUUGCAAAGCCUUCAGGAGCGGGGCCUGCUCCGAGACCAGGUAUUUGGCUGCCAGUUGGAAUCAUUGUGCCAGCGGGAAGGGGACACGGUACCCAGCUUUGUGAGGCUCUGCAUUGCCGCUGUGGAUAAAAGAGGUCUAGAUGUGGAUGGAAUUUACCGGGUAAGCGGGAACUUGGCUGUGGUCCAGAAACUUCGUUUCCUGGUGGACAGAGAGCGGGCAGUCACCUCUGAUGGGAGGUAUUUGUUCCCAGAACAUCCAGGACAAGAAAGUCGGUUAGACUUGGACCAUGCUGAAUGGGAUGACAUUCAUGUGGUCACUGGAGCCUUGAAGCUUUUUCUCCGGGAGCUGCCUCAACCUCUGGUGCCCCCACUGCUGCUGCCCCAUUUUCGUGCUGCCCUUGCACUCUCGGAAUCAAAGCAGCGCCUUUCUCAAAUCCAAGAAUUAAUAGACACAAUGCCAAAGCCCAACCAUGAUACUCUGCGGUACCUCUUGGAGCAUUUAUGCAGGGUGAUAGCACAUUCAGAUAAGAACCGCAUGACCCCCCACAACCUGGGAAUUGUGUUUGGACCAACCCUGUUUCGACCAGAGCAAGAGACGUCCGACCUGGCAGCGCAUGCGCUUUACCCUGGGCAGCUGGUCCAGCUGUUGCUCACUGACUUCAGCAACCUCUUCCCCUGACUUGGGCCAAGAAGAGGAAACCAUUGCCAGUGAUCUGUUAGCUAACGUGUGUGUGUGGUAGUGUUUUGAGGACAUUGCUAAACUGUCUCCCAAAGAACCCUCUCCAACUUUCUGAAUCUGACUUGAAUUGGGUUGGAAUAGGAUAAGAGAGUGUUCUGAAGAGGAAAGUAGAAGGAAGGAACCCCCACUUUUCUUCUUGGUCCCUCCCCAAAUAUAUCACAUAAAACAGCA
Messenger RNA from Perognathus longimembris pacificus (Pacific pocket mouse), 3226 nucleotides. It is a transcript of the gene Arhgap9, whose product is annotated as Rho GTPase activating protein 9. Gene Ontology annotation, molecular function: protein binding. Gene Ontology annotation, cellular component: cytoplasm. Gene Ontology annotation, biological process: regulation of GTPase activity; signal transduction. Lineage: Eukaryota; Metazoa; Chordata; Mammalia; Rodentia; Heteromyidae. Bases 578 to 2995 code for a protein of 805 amino acids. The record is from RefSeq and is a predicted model, not a curated record. The transcript has 18 exons.